AUGGGUCAAGAUGAUAGAGUGAUACAUUACACAAAUGAGACGAUUCACGGGAUGAAAACCAACUACAACUCGAACAAGACGCAAGAGCUGUCACUCGACGUUCUCGUUGUCUCCGACUUUUUGACAUAUCAAGCUUUCCUGGAAAUGACAAAUGGAGAUUCGCACAAAGCAGUUCACGAUUUGAAAGUUUACCUCCAGGCGGUUUUCGAUCAGGUCAAAAUUAUUUAUGACGGAAUAUCGUUUAACAAUGAAACGUUGCAUAUGGUGUUUGCAGGAACUUAUAUUUCUACUCAAGAACGAGACUGUCCUCUCUGGUUAAGUUGGGCGGAGGAUGAGGAGGAGAGAGUGCUCAACGAAGAGAUCCGACGGUUGGAAGAAGACGAAAGCCGAUGGAAUUCAACAGUUGAAGACGAGGAGUUUAUGAACACAACGGCUCUCGAUAGCAACUCAACGGAACAAUUGAUAUCCUCGGAAAGGCGGAAGAAGUUGAGAAAGUUUGUAGACGUCACACUGGAGGAGAUGCAAGAAAACAAUAGUACAGAGAUGGCGCUGAAAAUGGACUCAAAGAAGGCGGUGGAUAAGUUCACGAUUUGGUUGAAAGAGCAACAGGGACUUCCGAGGCACGAGCAUGCGGUUUUGAUCACGAAAUUUGACCUAAUCAGCAUAAACGGGAACUCCGCAACCCAAGGAAUGGCGUAUGUCGGUAACAUUUGUGAGAAUGGGGACUCCAGUUCAGUUGUGGAAGACAUUGGUGCGGGACUCACUUCAUUGAUCGUAGCACAUGAGAUUGGUCAUUCCCUCGGCGCUCUUCAUGACGGUGCUUACGAGUCAGCGGAUUGUGACUCAAAUGACAACUAUCUGAUGGCAGUGGCAGUAUCUGGAAGCGCGGAUCACCAAAGUUUUCUAAACAGUCGGAAGAUGAGUAAUUGCAGUAUAAACUCGAUUAUAGAGAAUCUGAAGGAACCAACAGCGAGUUGCGUGAAGAAGUGGAAAACCAAGGGUAGUGAGAAGAAUGCCCAGAAAGAUUUCAUGAAGAAACCAGGGGAGACUGUAAAUCUGGCAAGACAGUGCCAGAUUGCAUUUGGACCAACUUUCAAGCCCUGCUUGCGUUUGAUGGUACCGAUUGCGGUUAUAAUAUGUGGUGCAUCGAAGGCCUUUGCGUUCAGAACACCAAGAAAUGGAUGGACUGCAAAGACCUGA
Caenorhabditis remanei is the source of this 1200-nucleotide messenger RNA. RefSeq lists its product as uncharacterized. Lineage: Eukaryota; Metazoa; Nematoda; Chromadorea; Rhabditida; Rhabditidae. The transcript is spliced from 8 exons. Gene Ontology annotation, molecular function: metalloendopeptidase activity. The coding region runs from base 1 to 1200 and encodes 399 amino acids. Gene Ontology annotation, biological process: regulation of cell migration; membrane protein ectodomain proteolysis; gonad morphogenesis. The record is from RefSeq and is a predicted model, not a curated record.